UGCAUCUCUGGCUGUGGCCUCGCCACAACACACCGCACAUGCUUUAACCCAGCGAUUGUGAGCGGGACGCCGCGCCAGUUCAACAACACACCGUCGCUUGGCACCUUAAGCGGCAUAUCUGCCGUGUUCACUCGUUAUGCCCGUUAUGCCCGUCACACCGGAGCCGGCCUCCUCCGGCAUGGUUGGCCUCAACCCAAGCCAAGCGUCUCACGAACGGAGGGCACGGCCGCCGCAUAUCCACACCGUCGCCGGAGAGCCAGUCAGAAUUCCCCUGCGGGCCGAGUCAGAGGACAAGGCACGCAAGAGGGAAUCGAGACUGGGGUUGAGGAACAUCUUCGGUCGGCAUAGGGAAGGGUCUGAUGCUGACAAGCGCCCCGUUUCGCCGCCGGAUGUCUCGCAAAAACCUGGGGGUUUACGCGCCUCGUUGGCAGAGAUCGCUUGGCCUUACGGUCUACAUCACGCACAGGGGCACCGAUCCGAGAUCUCGCUGCCGUCCUUCUCCAAGGCUACAUCCUCAGGCCCCAGCUUGAAGCACAAGAAAUCCGAAAGCGGCGUCCGGCCAACGGCCAAUCCUGACGGAAUCGCAGCCUGGAGCCCGCCCCCCUUGUUCCAAGCCUACCCACAGGCAAUCAAAUACGCCCAUCUUCCCGCAUGCACCGCCUCCGCUGAUGUCAUACUCCGGCUACACCACCACAAGAGCAGCGGCUCGCUCGGGGCACUUUUGAGUCCCAGUACCGUCGACACGCCCGGAGAAACAGGGGAUGACAAGCCGAAACGGAGGCAUCGCAGGAACGCAUCCGGUUCUGCGACCAAGUUCGAGUGGACAUCUAAGGUCUUUAUACUCGUCACUUCGGGAUAUCUGCUGCAGUACGCGGGGGAAGGAUCGUAUGACCGGUUGCCAGAGAGAGUCCUCCAACUAGGGAAGGAUUCGGCGGCCUUCGCGAGUGACGCUAUCCCUGGGCGCCACUGGGUUCUUCAGGUGUCAUCGGUCGCGGAGCCCGACGGCGCUGCUGGCUCACAUUCCUCGCUCCGCGCGCGGCUCCCCUUCCGCGGCCAAGAGAGACGCCACUCGCCGACGUUUUUGAUGGUCUUCGAGAGCGCCGAGGAAAUGGAAAGCUGGAUUACAAUUCUCCGGCGGGAAAUCGAGGCGCUUGGUGGAAGGAAGGUCCUGUCGGAAACAGGCAAGCCCAUGACCGAGAACCGAGAUCAGCAUCUGAGGAGCCAGGCCAGCCAGAGAACCUUGAUCGUCAAAGAUCCCGAUCGAUUCUCACGCGCCAUGACGCCCGAUCAGUCUUGGGAGCAGAAUCUAGCCCUGUCAAGCCCGGACGUCCAUCUCGGCUCCGCGCAGGAGGAUCUGAUCCGGGAUCAGUCGUGCGAUGACAACUCGACUGCGAGUUUCAUCUCGCAUGACGGGAGACAGCUUGACGCCCUAAGGGAUAGUACCAACCGCUUUUCAUUCAUCUCGUCAGGCCAGCGGACUAUGGUCACCUCGGUCGGUUCGUCUCCGGCAUGCUCUCCUGUCCGAGACUCGUUUGGGGAGUUUGAUCUGCCCAUGCAGCAACCCCCGCGAUCAGAGGAAGCGCCGCAGCCAAGGCUGAGGCCAAACGCGAAGGCCAUCAUCGAUCGAAGACGGUCUCUUCAGGCCGUGAACCACGUCUUUGAGAUGCGGGUUGCUGCCCAAUCAUUCCGGCCCUUCUCGACGUAUUCAAACUCUGGCCAGCCAGAAGCUCCUGCAUCGCAGUCCGCGGCGAACUUCAACACGGCUCAAGGCGCAGCUAAAAGGCAUUCUCUUGCCAGGCCUCCCCCGGGAAUGCCAACGGAAACCACAGCGUCGCCUUUGCUAGGGCGGAUGAGCGCCCGGAGACCGCCACCGUCAGCCUUGGCCAUCAAUCCGCGCCCGUUGUCCUUAGUUGAGGACCAACCCUCACCCGCCUCGUCAUCAUUGAGCCGGUUUGGGACGGGAACGGAAGGUAGUGGGAGCCCUCGGUCAGCAAUCCCCCUUACACCAUCUGUAACAUCGCCGCGGCCGGGCGAGCGUGAGGUUACAGGGCGUGAGACAUCUGCUGGCGCGACUCGGGACUCCGGUGUAUCGACAGAAGCGAGCGCUCCGGAGAUUGUGGUACACGAGGAUCAGAGAGCUUCGAACGAACCGCUGAAAGGGAGGUCAGAGGGACAGAGCACCUUUGCGCCACCCGAGGUCUUGCAUCCCCUCGACAUGCCGCGGUCUAGGUUGUCGCUCGGCGCGUACGAGACAACUCGGCCAGCGGCACAGGCCGAGAUGCGAGCGCGGAGGCUGAGUUUCACCCCGCCCCAGCAAGCCGAGAGGCCUGCGUUGCGGCUGUCCCCCCGGCCUGAUCCUGUCCGGCGAGCUCAUACGCCGUCCCCGAUACCGGCGCCGGAGUCAUCCCAGGGCCUCGGGCUCGAUUCGCCAUCGCAGUCGCUCUUACAGCGGCGGGGCAUGUCGCAAGUGGCGGAAGGCCCUCCGCCUGCUCCUCCGCCGAAUAGAGCUCUCCCUCCCAUACCUCGAACUGCGAGGGUGAAAGUUUUUCCGCCGCCGGGAUUCAUAUGAAGGGCACAAAACCUCGGCAGUGUUGAUGCUUUGCCCAGUGUAAGAGAAGGGCGCGAUGCACGAACUUCGGCCGAGGAACAAAAGCAAACGCUCGGGACUGGCCGGAGCUACCGCCCCUCACGACGCUACCAGCAACCACCGAGGCUUCCGCACCUUUUUUAAAACGGCUCUCGACACAGACGCCGCUGCCCCUUUCACUCAUUUGCCUGCUCACAGCAGGAAUCCUCAUGAUCGAAGUGCUACUUGGAAUUGUGGCGGGAAUAUGUAAUGAGGGGAACUA
Molecule: messenger RNA, 2849 nt
Organism: Thermothielavioides terrestris NRRL 8126
Lineage: Eukaryota; Fungi; Ascomycota; Sordariomycetes; Sordariales; Chaetomiaceae
Exons: 1
Coding region: 146-2569 (807 amino acids)
Source: RefSeq, a predicted model, not a curated record